Messenger RNA from Zymoseptoria tritici IPO323, 1515 nucleotides. RefSeq lists its product as uncharacterized. The coding region runs from base 1 to 1515 and encodes 504 amino acids. NCBI's taxonomy places the organism in Eukaryota, Fungi, Ascomycota, Dothideomycetes, Mycosphaerellales, Mycosphaerellaceae. The transcript has 4 exons. The record is from RefSeq and is a predicted model, not a curated record.
AUGGCCAACACGGACUACACACAAACAGUGCGGAAAGACGGCGAUCUCUAUUAUUCCACUGCCGGCCAACAGGACUCUUCAUUUCAAUUCGGCUUUGACGAGCCAAAGUCGCCUACCGCGACAAGUGCCACGAUCAAGAACAUCUCCAGUGAGCCAAUCUUCUGGCACGGCUACGCCAGUGAAGAAGAGAUGGCUUCUCCCGUCGAGGUGGACGAUGUCAGCGUUUCCGACGACGACUUUGACCUCGACGACAUUAGUGUGAUUAGCUCCCGGAGGUCAUCUUCUGCAAGCAUUGUGUCUGCCAUUUCUUCGACUGGAUCUUCCUGCAUUCAAGCUCAAGCCGUCACCAUGGCCAUCGUUCGGCCAAAGAUGGUCCAAGUACCCAAGAUGUCUGAAGAGCAUCCCGCCAAGCGGCGUCUCGUGCACUCGGUUGCGGGCGUGUCCAGCGAUAAGAUUGCUGUAUCACACCUUCGAUCAGCAUCAAUGGAGACUCCACGCCGCGAUGAUUCGAUCGACUCAUACUCCCUUUCCUCACUCGAUUGGGCAAAGGCUUACGCACCCUCACCACCCUCCACAACUGGAUCGAGCUCGAGCUACGACUCCGCAUGCGAUUCCUUCCACGAACAACCAGUUCCAGUGAAGCGCAACACCACCACGAAACAUGUUCCCCUCAUGGAAGCCGCUCGUAACCUCGCACCACUCACAGAAGCCGUCGCCGAAGCCGUUUCACCUAUGCCCUAUGGCCACCACCGACGUUCCAACUCAUCGACGAGUCCAUCCCUCAUGUCCAAGAAGCCUUCGAUCAUGUCGAUUGCCGACCAAUACAAGGCGGCCGAGGAGCCCAGCGUACGACGAACGAAGACAUUUGGUGCCAACUUCAGCAUUAGCAAUAUUGGCAAGAAUCUCCUGAAGCGAGGAGAGAGCAUACAGCAAGUGGAGAGGCAAUACAACGACCACACGAUCACGCGAUCGCAAACCGUUCUGCCUCAGUCAACACCGCAUCCCAUUCCAUCACGCACCUCCAGCAUGGCACCCGCGAAGCGACUGGUGGCCCGCGGCGGCAGCGAACGCGCCGCGGCAAUCAUUCUACCCGACUGUCCCGACAAAGUCCAGGCCAACCACUGGCCACUCCGCAACAGUAUCGCAGAGUCAACAUCUAUUACGACCGAGACGACGAUUACGAUCAUGACGAUGCUAUCACCGGAGACGGAGAGGAUGGCGCUUUUGCUUUUGUGGGUUUCACAGACGGCGUUCAAGGAUGGGAAGCACGAUACCACGGACGACGACAGGCGAAAAUGGAGUUUGAUUGCUCGCCCGCCGCCAAGUGAACGGCGUGUCGCGAUGGAGCUGGUGUACCCUCGAACGGCAAGUUCUGGGUUGGACCUGGGCGUGGCAAUACUCGUCAGCGAUGUCGUUAUUGCAGUCGGUGAGGUUGACGUCAAUGUGCGUGGCUUGAGGCUGUAUCUACUUUCCGAUGAUCCACGAGAACUGCAACUUCACGCGACAAUUCCGUAA